UCUUCGCAGAGUGUGCCAGAGCUAAUUGCUCUGAGCUGGAAAGAAGGCGCGGUGGUGUACGGAGAGCCCAUCACGGCCGGCGCCGACGGCUCGCACUACUGGAGUAAAAACUGGGCCAAAGCCGCAGCCUUCGUCACGUCUCCCCCCAUCAGCCCGGACCCCACUACGCCGGAGCAUCUCACCUCCCUCUUGUCCUGCGGGGACCUGCAGGUGGCCGGCAGCGCGCACUGCACCUUCACCACGGCGCAGAAGGCGGUGGGGAAGGACAACUUCACCCUCAUCCCCGAGGGGACCAACGGCAUCGAAGAGCGGAUGUCGAUCAUCUGGGAGAAGUGUGUGGUCCCCGGGAAGAUGGACGAGAACGAUUUCGUAGCGGUGACCAGUACCAAUGCUGCCAAGAUCUUCAACUGCUACCCCAGGAAGGGGCGCGUCGCUGUGGGCGCUGACGCAGACUUGGUGUUGUGGAACCCCAAGGCUACUAAAAUCAUCUCAGCAAAAACUCACAAUCUGAACGUGGAGUACAACAUAUUUGAAGGGACAGAGUGCCACGGGGUUCCUACCGUGGUCAUCAGUCAGGGAAGAGUUGUUCUUGAAGGUGGAAACCUGUGUGUCACCCAGGGGUCAGGUCGCUUCAUUCCUAGAAAGACAUUCCCUGAUUUCGUUUAUAAAAGGAUAAAGGCAAGAAACAGGCUGGCCGAAGUCCACGGCGUCCCCAGAGGGCUCUACGACGGGCCGGUCCACGAAGUCCUCGCCAGCGCCAAAGCCGUGGGCCCCGCCCCGGCGUCCAGGAUCGCGCCCUGUGCGGGCAAAGCCCCGGCUCCUCCCGUGCGCAACCUCCACCAGUCGGGGUUCAGCUUGUCUG
This is a messenger RNA of Leptosomus discolor (cuckoo roller), 862 nucleotides long. The record is from RefSeq and is a predicted model, not a curated record. NCBI's taxonomy places the organism in Eukaryota, Metazoa, Chordata, Aves, Leptosomiformes, Leptosomidae.